AUGUUAUUUUCAUCCCAAUCAUCUUGGGGAGCUGCCAUGGUCGCGAGCCUUUUGGCUGCGACUGUCUACGCGAUCCCAAUUCGCGACUCGAGCACCGAAACCCAAAACCGACUGCAUUCAAAGAUACAACCUCGCAACCCGAGGAUUAUUCCCGACACCGAGAAUUACCUCAGCAGCAUUUUCCACCAGCUGGGUAUUGAUACCAUAGACAAAGCCCUGGCGCCCACAUCGUCUACUGCAGAUACUACAGAAACCCCAGCCCCCUCCAGCGAAGCCAGCCAUGGGGUAGACGAGGAAGCCACGGCGACCCCGACCGCAGCCAUCGCUGAGGAGACGUCCACGCCUUCAUCGACCACGACUGCAGACGAGGUGACCUUCACAACAACUAUUAGGAAUGGAAAUAACAAUCCAAUUGAGAAUAUCCAGAUUGGACAGGGCUGGAAGGGUUCCAAUCGUAUCCACGCUUCGGAUGUGCCUGUGAUCAUGAGUGCUGUUGAAGAGGCACUUGCAAAUAGGUUCAACGACAUCGUUGAUAGCUCUGAUGAGCUUGGGUUGGAGUGA
Molecule: messenger RNA, 561 nt
Organism: Penicillium pulvis
Lineage: Eukaryota; Fungi; Ascomycota; Eurotiomycetes; Eurotiales; Aspergillaceae
Exons: 2
Coding region: 1-561 (186 amino acids)
Source: RefSeq, a predicted model, not a curated record